AACAGCGCUCCAAGCCGGGCGAGGCCCCCCCGGAGGGGCCCCCCCCCGAGGGCCCCCGGCCGUGCCGGGCGGCGCGCCCUGGGGGCUGGGCGCGCGCCCCGCGCGAUGGCGCGCGAGCUGGUGCACAGGGCCGACCAGAAGCUGAAGGGCGGCUUCCUGGCCUGCCUGGCGGGCUCGCGGAGGUACGAGGAGGCUUCAGAGCUGUACGAGCAGGCGGCGAACCAGUUCAAGAUCUCGAGGGACUGGCAGGAGGCCGCGAACUGCUUCUCUCAGUGCGCGCACUGUGCAUCUGUGAUGGGUUCGAACUCUGACGAGGCCAAGUACUUCGAAGAGGCCGGCGGCAUGCUCAAGAAAAUAUCGACUGCACAGGCCGUGGAGCAGUACGAAAAAGCAAUAGGCAUCCAUUCUGCUUGCGGCUCCUUCCAGCGCUCUGGCAAGCUACUGAUGUCUGUAGCUGAGCUGUACGAGGCGGAGAACCUGCAAGACACAAAGGUGAAAGAAUACUACAAACGUGCAGCAGAGAUGUUUGAGUUAGAUGAGCACGGCAAGUCCAACCUGUCCAAGUGCAUGCAGAAAGUCGCUCUGUAUGCAGCCAGGGAUGGUGACCUAGAUGAGGCGAUCAAGAUCUUCGAGAACGAGGGCGAGAAAGCAACCCAGAAUAGUAUGCUCCAGUACGGGGCCAAGGAACACUUCCUGAAUGCGGGCAUCUUGCAUCUGGUCGGCGGCGACAGCGUCACCGUUAAUAUUGCAUUGGAGAGAUACCGGGGCCUUGACCCGCGCUUCGAGUCCUCAAGGGAAGGCCUUCUGUUGAGCUCCCUUGCGGAAGCGUUAGAGGGGCAAGACACAGAUUUGUUCGUGGAGAAGCUCAGCGAGUACGAUGGUGUGACGAAGCUCGACCCAUGGCGAACACAGUUUCUGCUCAAGGUCAAGGAGCACUUCACAUCAACGACAGCCAACACCGUCGACAGCGUUGAUCUUUCGUGA
Prorocentrum cordatum is the source of this 984-nucleotide messenger RNA. Lineage: Eukaryota; Dinophyceae; Prorocentrales; Prorocentraceae. The record is from the annotation of a GenBank genome assembly.